AAGGACGGAAUGUCCGCGGUUUACGGUUGUAUUCAAGAUGUCGACCUGUUCACACGUUGUGAUGGUCCUGGUGUUGGCCCUGUCGCCAGCUGUACACGGAGGUAGUGAAAUCAAAGCAAUCGUGAGCUUUUCUCCACAAAGUCUACAGGAGAGCCGUGACUGUCAUCUCCCAGUGACACUGUCCUUCACUAUCAGAGCAGGAGUCCAAGCCUACAAUAUCAACGUGACCGCCAACACUAACGUCGACGCGAACGCCCCGGUGUACACCCAGAAUGGGGCCGAGAGACAGAGUUACGUCACACAGAGCACGAUGCCGAUUCGGACCAAGUUCUAUCACAACCACACGUCACUGAUGACCAUGAGGGUUACCUGUCACCGUGUAGAGGACGCAGUGCAGCUGGUGGUGGCGGGAUCUUUCAUGGCCGAAGAAGGAGGCGUAUACAGCCUGGAGCGUGAAAGUCCAAGACUGUCACACACAGUCCAGUAUGAGGACGUGUACAGGCUUCUUCAAACUGACGUGUCGUACCUUACUCAACACUACGACUAUAAACUACCACCAUCACGCCCUGGUGAGGAGGCCGAUGUUAGUGAUUCUCACGACAGUGGCAGACAGCGUCGUCAGGCAGACGACAUCUACGUCGAUGUACUCGUCCUCAUAGAGCACCACCUCUACAGCAGGUGGUACAAUAGAAGUACACAGACUAGCGAAACACUACGUCAAGAGGAGACGCUACAAGAAAUACGCCAAUACUAUGGAUAUGUUGUUAAUGGGAUUGACGUCCUAUAUAAAAGGUUUUCCCCCCGAAUGAAUAUUCGCCUGAUUGGUUAUAUGAUAGAGAUGUCCGAAGAGGGGGAAUGGCUUCGCCGUGUCCGUCUGAACGAGUCCCAGGAAUACCAGGAUCUGUACCGUGUGAAUGGUGACAAACUACAGGACGGUGCUCUCCAGCUGAAACAGAACGUCUCACACCUACCAGCCCACGAUCAUCUCAUGAUUUUUACGGCGUAUGAUCUCUACUUCCAAGUUGGCGAUGUAAGAGGGGAUCUGUUAGGUAUCGCGUUCUACGCCACUGUGUGUAACCUGCCGCCCUUCAGCAUCUCCGUGAUAGAAGACAAAGAGGCCCUGAUGUCAGUCAUCUUCACAGCCACACAUGAGCUGGCACAUGGAUUAGGAGUUGACCACGACGGUGACAACAACAACUGCUCCUCUGCCGACAGAUACAUUAUGUCUGAUGGGGUCGGCUACCAACGCACAGAAAACAACACCCAUAAUCCCUAUGACUUCUCCCCAUGCUCGACCCUGAAGUUAACACAUUACAUCAGCGACCAGUUGGACAAAGGCGGCGAGUCGAGGCGGUGUCUGACCCAGUGGAUCCAGGCAAGAAACGUGAGCGAUGUCACCAGAUCUCUGCCAGGACAGGUGUACAGCGCCAACCAGCAGUGCCAGGUAGCACAUGGCGCCCAGUCGCUACUCUGCGUGGGGGCAUAUAACGGCGAUUUGAGCAGAGUGUGUUCCAUGAUGCUGUGCCAGGACCGGGAAAAUCGAUGUAUCGAUACCUUUGCUGCAGACGGCACAGCGUGUGGAGACAACAUGUGGUGCUUGAGCGGCCAUUGCGUUAAUACAACAAUAGACUGUGAAACAUGUGUGUCAACCUCCUCGUCGCUGCCACCGGACAAAAGUUCUUCCUCGUCUUCCCUUUCAUCUUCAUCCACAAACACCCCUACAUCCAUGUCCCCUACACCCACAUCCACAGCCAUGACUACGCCUACAACCACGCCUACGCCCACGAGGACAUCCAUGUCAGUGUCAGUGUUCCCACCCACGUCCACAUCUACAUCCACAUCCACAACCACAUCUACAUCCACAUCCACGUCCACAUCCACAUCCACAUCCACAUCCACAUCCACAUCCACAUCCACAUCCACAUCCACAUCCACAACCGCAUCCACAUCACCAACUUCGUCAUUUCCUUCAGCCUCAUCAACAUCCUCAGGCAUAUCAAGCUGGUUCAGUUUAACGACGCCCGCAAGUACUUCAGUCACGACCAGAAAAACAUUUUCGACGGUGACUGGUACAACGACAACAGAUGUCAAGAUUUAUGAAGGCGAUGUAUCCCCAGUGGUUCUCGGUUCUGCAAUCGGAGGGGUGGGCGUGGCAGUUAUCGUUACCGCCAUAGUCGCUGUCGUCAUCUGUAAGCGCACUCGGCACAGUGAUACUAAAGACAAAACACGCAAUGCCAUAAAGAUGGACGAAGAGGUGUCACAAAGUAAAGGCAUUUCUUGUCUUGUCAAUGUAGAACUUCAAGUAAACCAUAAUGUGCUGUACAAACACACGGAGUACCAGACAGCUUCGUGACAGAAUGUCUUUCUUGGAGAAGUGCUCAACAAUACACGUUUGAUUAUAAUCAAAUGUUUGAUGUUACUCAUCGAUAAUGAACAAGGGAUGAAUAUGUUCAAUUUAUUGCAUCAUGAAAAAUGGAUACGGUAUUUUUUAUGUGUUCAUGACUUGAUUAUGA
Messenger RNA from Haliotis rubra (blacklip abalone), 2513 nucleotides. RefSeq names its product A disintegrin and metalloproteinase with thrombospondin motifs 7-like. Gene Ontology annotation, molecular function: metalloendopeptidase activity. Gene Ontology annotation, biological process: proteolysis. The record is from RefSeq and is a predicted model, not a curated record. The transcript is spliced from 16 exons. Lineage: Eukaryota; Metazoa; Mollusca; Gastropoda; Lepetellida; Haliotidae. Bases 38 to 2353 code for a protein of 771 amino acids.